This is a messenger RNA of Nelumbo nucifera (sacred lotus), 1104 nucleotides long. The record is from RefSeq and is a predicted model, not a curated record. Lineage: Eukaryota; Viridiplantae; Streptophyta; Magnoliopsida; Proteales; Nelumbonaceae.
AUGUGUGGUCGGGCGCCUGUAGGGCAUGCUUUGUGGGCAGCUGAUCCCGUCUGUGCAAAGAUGGCUGCCUCUCAUCACGAAUCCGAUGUGUUCGAAUUUGUGGUGAAGAAAGGUUUUGGAGUGAAAGGACUAGCUGAUUCAGGAAUAACCUCUGUACCCCCACGAUAUAUCCACCCUCCAGACGAGAGAAUUGAUAGGAAGAAAACAAUUGAUGCAUCACCAUUCUUGGGCUCACCUAUUGACUUGUCCGGGUUGGAAGGAGAGAAGAAGGAUGAAACCAUUGCUGCUAUUUGCGAAGCUGCCUCCAAGCUCGGAUUCUUUCAAGUGGUGAACCAUGGAGUGUCACUCCAAGUCAUGGAACGUGCGAAGCAGGAUGCACAUACUUUCUUCAACCUGUCGCCGGAGAAGAAAGCCGUCUACUUAAAGGGAAAGACGCCCUGCCCAAACGUCUUUUACAGCACCAGCUUUGGCCGGAGGCCGAGAAAAAAUUCCUUCUCUUGGUUCAUAGAUCUACUAACUGGUAUAUAUGGUUGCAGAGAUGCUGCGCACGACUAUCUAAAAGCGGCAAGCAAGAUGAUCCAGGGGAUACUGGGUGCUCUCCUGAGGGGACUUGGAGUAGAGUACGAUGAGUCUCUCCUCAGCUGCUACAUGGAAGCUAAGGCUGUGAACAUGAACUUCUAUCCACCCUGCCCGAACCCGGAGCUGACGGUAGGUGUAGGCCGGCAUUCCGACUUGGCAGCCCUCACCAUUCUCUUACAGGAUGACAUCGGAGGCCUCUUCGUUAAGGUUGAAGACGGAGGGUGGAUAGAGAUUCCUCCCGUGGAAGGUGCAAUUGUAGUCAAUGUGGGUGACACUUUGGAGAUACUGAGCAAUGGGAGGUACAAGAGUGCGGAGCAUCGGGUGAUCGCCAGCAGCACUAGAGCGCGAGUUUCAGUCCCUAUUUUUGUAAGCCCACGACCACACACCAUGAUUGGACCUUUGCUGGGUCUAGCGGAGAAGGACGGCAAGACCGUUUACAGGCAUCUCUUGUUUGGAGAAUACAUGACUAACUACUUUGGUGCGGCUCACCAAGGGAAGAAGACUCUAGUCUUUGCUAGACUCUGA